AUGUUUAUUAAUUUAUUAAACAAAGUAGGAGCUCUCACAGCUUUACUAUUUCUGUGUAUAUAUGAAUACCAAAUAGUAUAUGCAUCUGAAGAAGCUAUCCCCUUUGGACAGGCUAUUGGUCCAAUUAGAACUGUAUCUCAAGUUUACAUGACUUCACCUUGGGGAGUUCCAUCAGAAAAUUCCAAGUGGAUUAAGAGUUUAAGAGAAUACCAACUUCCUUUAGGUUUUAUUCCUUUGGCAAGACGAUAUCAAAGAGUUAGUGAGACUGCAAUUUCUGAAAGAUCAAGGCAAUGGGCAGAGAUUGUUUGUUGGAGAUUCCAAUCUGAUCCUAAAUACUCCUCAAGUCCACUUAAGUAUACAAUUAAGGAUUUUGAAACUAUGUUUCAGCAAUUUGCGCACUUUGGCUGGAAUCGUGAUAGCUGUGAACAAGUACUUAUUGAUAUGGGAAUAAGUCAAGAAUCUUCAGAAAUGUGGUGUUCCAAUGUUGAGCCAUGGGGACAUGAUGAAUGUGCUGAUCUAAACUGGGUAGAUUUUGUUCUAGCAGGCGAUAUUGAAGAUUAUUUUCAGGGCAAACUUGAAUUACAAGCAAUUUGCAGACUUGUUCAACUUGUUAGACCAUCUCAAUUACCAACUGUGAAAUAUCGCUAUAUUUAUGAAGUUUGUCAACAGAAUAUUCUUGCCCUUCGUGAUCCUUUAACUACUCAAACAGUUACUGAGGAAGAUGCUGAGAUAAUUUGCAACAUGAUGGAUUUUACGUUAUCCGAAAACUGUAAGCAAAUUCCCCCUAAGCAAAUUAAGAAGGCGAGAGACCUCGCAGUUGCUUUUGGAGAAGAAGUUUACCCCAGAUUAUUGGAUUUUAGAGUUAAUGAUGCAUGCAAGGUUUUAGUAGCGAUGCAAUCAAGUGGUGAUAGGUCCCUCUCCGAUAAUGAAAAUAUUGAAUUCUGUAGAAAUGAAAUGAUUAAGAUAUUGUGGGAACGUGCUGAAGAAAAAGGAGAUCUUUUAUGCCCAUGGGGUUGGGAUAUAAUAUCACAAUUCGUUGGGGCUUGUCAAGAAGUUUUUAAAAAACAUGCAAAGAAGUUGAAGGAUUUGGAAGAGAAUGCCAUUGUUUUGACUAGGGGAUUCUUUAAUCCAUCUCAGUCAUACAAUACAAGAUGGUGGAAGACAUCUGUAAUAGGACAAAAGUUGGCUGCUCUACUUGCUCAAAAUCCUAUAUUAAAUCAGUCUAUACAAGAAGGUAUAUUAUCUCCAACACAACUUAUGUGGGCAACUAAUAUUCAUGAAGAGUAUAAAAAUAUGGGACAUUCUAUUUAUUCACUGAUUGAGGUGAUUAAUAUGGUCAGGAGAUUUGAUGCGAAUGAACCUCAAAAAUCUUGUGAGAGUCUUCUAAAUCUUUAUCUUGGGAAAUUUAUUGAUAAUAAUGAAAAUUUACAAAGAGAACAAUUUACGAAAGCAGAAGUAAGAGCAAUGUGUUCAGCACUAGAACGUCAGUCAAUAGAGAUUUGUAGAAAAUACUUAGUAUCACCAUUAAUUGGGGUUGCAAGAGAUGUGAGGUCAUAUUUCCUGAAAGAGAUGCAUGGUAAUUCAUUAAUGCAAUUGGAAGAUAUAUGUUUAUUCAUAUCUGCAUUAAAUAUACCUAAGUUAGCUACAAAUAAACAUGUAGUAGAAAGGAGGUGUUCACAUGCAAUGAACAAAUUUAUUCUUAAAACUGUUAAUUUAACUUUUGCACAACGCUAUGGGCUAACUAGUAGCCAGCAAAGUCAAAUAUGCCAACGGAUGGAUAUUUGGAGUUUGGAUAAAUGUGAAAAACUCCCUGAACGACGUAGAUCAACUAUAUUUGUUAUUUCUAAAAAACUUUAUGAUCUAUCUUCUCGUUAUGGAAUACUGGAAUAUAGAAUUGAUGAGAUGUGCAAUGCACUUGAUAAUAUGGGCGAUAAUCCCCCACGAGAAAAAUGUCAAUAUAUCAUAGUAUCUGAAUUCUUUAGUAGAUGGUCAGAUUCUAGUAAUAGUUUAAUGCAACUUGCACGCCAAUUAUGUCAUUCACUCUUUGAAAGAAGAACAACUGGUCGUGAGCUUAAUGAGUUAACUAAAGCAAUGAAUCUAAUCAAAGAUUUCAUGGAUCAAAAAGGUGAGUAUGCUUUUCCUUAUGAAGAAAAGACAUAUCAGCAAAUCAUGGAUGAACGUAAGAAGGGUAAAACAAAAGUGACUUCAUAUGAACUUCUACCAAGUCUAUCUGAGGGAAGUCAGAUUGAAGCUCAGCCGGGAGUUCUAAGUACAUUGGAAUCUGUAGAGGAAUCAUUCUCUCCUGGAAUUGAAGAUAUCCGGGGUCAAUAUUACUCUAAGCUGACUAGUGUCCAGAUGGAAUUACUGAAUAAGAUUAUUUCUCAUCGCCCUGAAAUUGGAGAAAAACGUGGAACAGUUGAGCAAUUUGCAAAAGUUAUUUAUAAGUUGGAUCAAUUUAAUGUUCUUGAAAGUUGUGCUGGACAAUUACAAGAUGAAAUGAGUUAUACAUUGAGAGCUGCUAGGUCUAUCUGUGCCACAAUAGAUCCAUUACAAAGUGAUAGUUGCAUGGCUGCUCAAAGAAUUGACUUGACUGCGGCAAAACUUAUUCAUCAAAAAUUAGCUACAACAGCUUAUACAAGGAUUUUCAUCAAUUUAUCACAUAUUUGUGAAGUUGUUAAUCAUGUAAAUAUUCUCAAAUUUGUUAAUAAGGUUAGAUUAGGACGUAUGAAUCUUGGAGGUCCAGCUUGUAGAAAUGCCUUCAAAACUAUUAUGUUUACAAGAUAUUUGCAUAGUCAAAGUUCUCAACUAAUAUCACAGUUGUGUAAUGUGAUUGAUAUAACCAGUAAUCCACAAUUUAAUGGUGGUAUUCUAAAAACAACACGGGAAAGAUAUCUUGCAUUUAGACUUGCAGAUUCAUAUGGUCAUAAAUUAGACCUACUUCCACCGAAAAAACAACAUCCAAUAUCUUGGACUGGUAUUAUGAAUGCUAUUCGUAAAUUACACAUUACAUCUGACGAAGGAGUUACCAAACAUCAGUGUUCUAUUGCUAUGAAGGCGAGUUUUGGAAAAUUUAAGCAAUUUAGUUUGGCUGAUUCUACUGAAGCAUGUUGUGUUGCAGUAAACUGCAAAGACUUUGUUUCUAAGUCAAAGGAUUUCCCUACUCGAGCUAAUUAUGAACAGAAUGAACUUCUUACUGCAUCUGAAAUAGAUAUACAACUUUCACAAAACUCUAAGACAUGA
Cryptosporidium muris RN66 is the source of this 3240-nucleotide messenger RNA. RefSeq lists its product as uncharacterized. The coding region runs from base 1 to 3240 and encodes 1079 amino acids. The transcript has a single exon. The record is from RefSeq and is a predicted model, not a curated record. NCBI's taxonomy places the organism in Eukaryota, Apicomplexa, Conoidasida, Eucoccidiorida, Cryptosporidiidae.